AUGUUUAUGCUUUGUCCGUGCGUAGCAAGUAGUUAUGUCCGUUAUCUUUACUUUCUCGGUUCAGCGUCUACCGCGUGCUCAACCGGUACGUCGGCUGGUGUUGGUGAUGAUGCAUCUUUGUUCGUUCCUGUGUUGCCUGUUUCUCUUGGUGGAUCGAGGAGAAAUUGUACGAACAUUGAUCACUGAUAAGGAUUCGGUUCCCGAAGAAGCUCCGUUCGAUUAUUGACGGACACCUUAUCUAUCAACCGAAGGAAAAUUCACGAGAAGAAAAUUAACAUCAGUUCGAAUCAGUCUUAAUUCGUUCGUCACCGGUUUUGGUCAUUGUGCUAGGAAAAUAAGUUUGUCGAAUUCAAUUGGUUCUAUCAGGGCAGGGAAUUCAAAGUAUCCGAUAUAAUAACAAAGUGAAGUUCAUUUUCGCGAAAAGAUUCGGUAUUUAAAGUAAAACUGGGCUAAACUCUCCUAUCAACAAAAAUGAUGGACGAAUUUGCCUUGCGUUGGAACAACUUUGCCGACAACAUUGCCAGUGGGUUCCAGAAUCUGUACGAUCGAGGCGAUCUGGUGGAUGUGACAAUCGCAUGCGACGGAUAUCUGCUGAAGGCGCACAAAAUUGUGCUAGCCAUCUGUAGCCCGUACUUCCAGGAAAUGUUUGUCAGCAACCCUUGCAAACAUCCCAUAAUCGUACUGAAGGACGUCUCACAAAAUGUCAUGCAAGAGCUGCUACAAUUUAUGUACCAGGGAGAGGUGAACGUAAAGCAUUCUGAGCUGCAGAGUUUCAUGAAAAUUGCAGAAACACUGCAAAUCAAGGGACUGACAGCAUCGCACAAGAAUGAUCGUGAUCUUUCGUCACCAGCUGAGGCAGCGCCACAAAACCCAACGACAGCCCCCAACAACAAUAACACCAACCAAACAUCGGUAGCUAAUCAUCUUGGGUCUAAAGACAUCACUGGGUCCUCCACCAGUCAACUGGACGCUAUCAGACUUAAUUCUUACCUUGCGGCAGCUACUAAAGAUUCUCUGAAACGGGCCGCGGCGGAUGCCUCGUUCUCAAGCGCUGAACAGUAUCCCAUACAUUAUCCAAAGAAAACGAUAAAACGAUCAACUGACAGCAUAGAUCAGGACAGCAACUCGGAUUGCAUGGAUAAUCUCAGUUCGGACGAUGUAUUCAUACCCCACUCGCCGCAGGUUUCGAUGGUCGAGCAAUCCUCAAAUACGUCACGACAGUUUGACACUACCGGUGUCAAACGCGAAAAUAUCAACGAUUCAUCCUCAUCACCGCAUCUUCAACAACAAUCGAGUCCGACCAAUCUGACAGCAUCCUCGACAGCGACAGCGGCGGCUGCUGCCGCGGCCUUAAAACUGGGAUUCUCAAGCACACCUACAAACCACCAUUCGGCGGCGGCAGCGGCUGCGGCAGCACUCCAUCCAAUGUUUGGGGUCUUCGACCCAAACUCUUCCAGCUACAACAGCUUUGCUAGCAGUUUGGCGGCCGCUGCCAGCGGUGGAAACGGAGACAACGGUUCAAUCGCUGGGGACAGCAAAUCGAUCGCCGGCAGUGAGUACUCGCAGGAUUUUGGCCGGGGCAUUCCCGGCCACAUGGACAUUCCCGCCGUGGCCCCCGGCGAAAAGUGGUUCCAAGGACGUUUACAGUUCAUGCUCAGCCAACGGGGUAAACCGUUACUGGUACACGACGGGCAUUCGUUCGGAAUCCAGUACGUCCGCAAGGACAAGAAAUACUGGCAGUGCAAUCUGUCACGGAAGUAUAACUGCAAGGCACGAGUCACCACGACCGACACAGGGGACAUCAUCGUCACCAACAACGAACACUGUCACACGGAAAUCCGCCAACACCUGCGCAAAGACUACAAAUCGAUGAAGCAAUUGAAUGCCAGUUUGGCUGCCCUGAGGGCGCGUUCCCAGCCGGAGGGGGUCAGCUUGCUGGGGCUCGCUGUAGAGGCCGCAGCCACGCUGGGGAAUACCUCGCUCAAUUUGAUCCAAGCCGGUAACAUCACUACUAACUCCAGCAACAAUUUAAUCAACAAUAACAAUAAUAAUAGCAUCAACCUAAAUGCCAAUAACAGUUCAAAUUCGAGUGCCAUACUGUUUGCGCAACAGCUAGCAGCGCAUCCUUCGCAUGAACAGCAGGAAGAACAGGAAACUAGUCUUAAUUUAUCUGGCUGGAAGCUGAAGAAAGAACCAACCGCACCGGGUAGUGAAUGAAUCAAUAUUGUAUGUCAGAAACAUUAAUUACUCUAUAGCAGAUAUAUUCCAAAGAAAUGAACCAAAGUGCAAUUUAAGCUAAGAAAGCUCUCUUGAGCUUAAUGUGUUGUGCUCUUCUAAUGCUUAAGAUAUUAUAUGACCAAAACAAGUUAUUUGACCGCGGAAAUUUUUACUAACCUACAUAUGCUUAAGUGAAUUGUUCCUCGUUGGAAGAAAUUUAUACUGUUAGUUUUUAUAUUGUUUCGUCUUGAAAGGACAUACUAGCUCUUAUUGAAGCCACAACAUUCUGAAGACAUUUAAAUGACGCUCAUUUGCUAGGUUUUUAUUGCCACUAAAGGCAGCUUGAAAAAGAGAUUAGAUAUGUUAUAAUAUUAAAAGGUUUUAACUGGUAGAAGCAAUGUAAUUUUUGAAGUGCGUUAACAUGUAAUGAGUAAGAAUAUUUAUAGAUAAGAUAUUACACAUAGUUUUUAGUUAAAAUACACGUUUUUAAAUCAA
Uranotaenia lowii is the source of this 2712-nucleotide messenger RNA. Its product is annotated as protein abrupt-like. Bases 472 to 2217 code for a protein of 581 amino acids. Gene Ontology annotation, cellular component: nucleus. The record is from RefSeq and is a predicted model, not a curated record. The transcript has 3 exons. Gene Ontology annotation, molecular function: protein binding. Gene Ontology annotation, biological process: regulation of transcription by RNA polymerase II. Lineage: Eukaryota; Metazoa; Arthropoda; Insecta; Diptera; Culicidae.